AUGGGGAAUCCAAGGGGUUUGGGGCUCCAUUUCAUUUUCGUAUGUGCUUUUCUGUUUGCAGGAGCUAGAUUUACAACUUGUUUGGGUGAUGGAAAUAUGAGUGUGAUUUGCUCUGAGCAAGAACGACUUGCUCUUUUCAAGUUCAAACAGAGUGUCAAAGAUUUUUCUGGAAUGUUGUCAUCGUGGGUUGGCAAUGAUUGUUGCCUGUGGGAAGGAGUCCACUGUGAAGACGCAUACGUUGAGAGCCUUCAUCUCAGAGGAUGUUGGAGAUAUAAAGAGAGCAACGAUGACUGCUACUUAAGUGGUGAUGAGGUGAACCCUUCUUUGGAAGAUUUAAGGCAUCUCAAAUACUUGGACUUGAGUGGGAAUGAUUUUCAAGGAAGUCGGAUCCCAAAGUUCUUUACAUCCUUGAAACAACUGACAUACCUCAAUCUCUCUCAUGCUGGUUUUGAAGGUAUUAUUUCUCCUUAUAUUGGAAAUCUUUCUGAUUUAAAGGUUCUUGAUCUCAGUUCAAAUGGAGGUCUGAAGGCAGAUGACAUGGCAUGGACCUCUGGCCUUUCGUUGCUUGAGUAUCUCGACUUGAGUGAAGUAGAUCUUGGCAGAGUAAAAAACAGGGACAUGGUGUUUUACAUGAUUCCUUCGUUAGAAGUGUUAAGUUUGUCAUGGUGUAGUCUUUCCAAUGCUGACUUUGGUCCUUUUGUUAAUUCAAGUAGAAUACUUCCCAACAUCAAACACUUGGAUCUUAGCGAAAAUUCUUUCCAAGGUUGUGGGCUCGAUACAACACAUCUAUCUUCUCCUCAUUUUAAUUUCAGUAGACUUUCAAACAUCCAACACUUGAUCCUUAGCGAAAAUUCAAUUGAAGGUGUAUUUCCACCUGUUUUCACAAACAUGAGCUCCCUAAGAGUCCUUGACCUCUCGGGAAACUUGUUGAAUUCAUCGGUUCCUGUUAUGCCCAACCUUCUAGAUCUUGAUCUUUCGGAUAACCGGUUUAAGCAGAUUAAGGAUGUUGGGAUCUGGACACACUGUCACCUAAAACAAUUGCAUGCUUCGUUCAAUCAUUUUGAAAUAACAAUGAUGGACUCACCAAAAAACUUAUCAGAGUGCUCCCAGUAUGCUUUGGAAUGGUUGGAUUUACGUUCGUGUUCAAAUGUUACAAUUCCAGAGCCACUUGGAAGACUGCCUAAUUUAAGAGGGAUAGAUCUAUCGAGCAGCGGAUUGGUUGGCUCAAUCCCCGAAUCUUUAGGAAGAUUAAGAUUUUUACAAGUUUUGAAUCUAUCGUGCAAUAGAUUGACAGGCGAAAUCCCUGAAUCUCUUGGAAGAUUAAGAUAUUUAGAAGUAUUAGAUCUCUCUGAUAACAAGUUAACCGGUCAAAUUCCCUCAUUCCUUGGGAAUCUUUCUAAACUUGACCUUUCUUCUAAUCAAUUGAAUGGGACUAUUCCAGCUGCAAUUGGGAAACUUUUCAAACUCCAUUCUCUAGAUUUCUCUAAUAAUUCUUUAGAAGGAGUAGUUUCUGAAGCCCAUUUUGUGGACCUUUCAAUGUUGAAGUACUUGGAUGCUUCUUUUAACACCAAGUUGACAUUCAAUGUUUCAAGUGACUGGAUGCCUCCAUUUCAGUUGGUAACUCUUCGACUCCGUUCUUGUAAUAUCACAAACGGAUUUCCACAGUGGCUUCGAAAUCAAAGGAAACUUUACGAGUUGGUGUUGUCAAAUGCUUCAAUUUCGGGACCUCUGCCCACAUGGAUGCGGAAGAUGCCCAUCAUUCCUCAGUUAGAUCUCUCUCACAACCAACUCAACGGACCUUUAACAAAUCUUCCCAAUGGGGCAACUUAUGGCUUGUUUGGUCCUUCUCCGGUAUUAUUUCUUGGAAAUAACUUUUUCAAUGACUUGAUUCCAACAUCAUUAUGCAGAAGGACAGAUUUGGAUUAUCUCGAUCUUUCCAAAAAUAACUUAACAGGUAAAAUUCCCAAGUGUCUUGAGAAGCUGGAAAGGUUGUAUGCGAUGAUACUUAGCUCAAAUCAAUUUUCCGGUGUCAUUCCGAGUUUUGUAGGUUUUGGUUCAUUAACUCGGUUAAGGUUGAAUGACAAUAAGUUUACUGGUGAAAUUCCUCGAGAACUGGGGAAUUUACGAUAUCUAAAUAUCUUAGAUCUCGGUGAUAAUAAACUGUCGGGAAAUAUACCCAAAUGGGUAGGGGAAGAACUUACAUAUUUGGCAGUUUUGAGGUUACGCAAAAAUAACUUCACAGGAAGAAUUCCUCAGUCUUUGUGCAAUGUUUCAAAUCUUCAAAUUUUGGAUGUUGCACACAACAACUUAAAGGGACACAUCCCUCGUUGUCUUGGAGAGUUGAUUGCCAUGGUUAAUAACAGCGGAUCUGGACAAAUGGGUAGCUUGUUCGACUAUGAUGAGAUAAAUGUUGAUCAGGUCAUGAAAGGUGUUGAUCUUGAAUAUACAAGAACUUGGUAUAUGGUUUUCAACAUGGACCUUUCCAGCAAUCAACUUGUUGGAGAAAUACCUGUCGAGCUAACUGCACUUUCCAUGUUGGGGGGUCUUAAUUUGUCCAAUAAUCAUCUCAGUGGGGGUAUUCCAGAUACCAUAGGAAACAUGAAGAAGUUAGAAUCUCUCGAUUUAUCUGGAAAUGAGUUGACAGGGGUGAUCCCUCCGAGCAUGGCAGAUUUGACUUUUUUGAGCCAUUUGAAUUUGUCAGACAACAACUUGUCGGGACGAAUUCCAACAGGAAGACAACUGCAGACCCUCACUGAUCCAUCGAUAUAUGAAGGGAACAAAGAUCUCUGUGGAUCUCCAUUGCCUAAGAAUUGCUCAAAUCCCAGAGAAGACCCAACAACAACAACAACAAGCAAGAAGAAACAAGAAGCAGUUGAUGAGAAGACUAAGGUAUGGUUGUUUUACGUGGACAUAAUAUGUGGGUUUGCAACAGGGUUUUGGGGUGUUAUCGGAGUUAUUCUGUUCAAGAAGCAGUGGAGAUGGAACCUUUUCAUGUUUGUUGAGAAAACCAUGGACAAGAUAUAUGUUGCGGUUGUGGUAAGAGUUAACAAGAUCAAGAGAGGAAGACAAGUCACAUAG
Messenger RNA from Lactuca saligna, 3078 nucleotides. The record is from the annotation of a GenBank genome assembly. NCBI's taxonomy places the organism in Eukaryota, Viridiplantae, Streptophyta, Magnoliopsida, Asterales, Asteraceae.